UCUGCCUGCCUGCCUGCAGUGCUGGUCUACCUGGUCGGGGCUCUGGAGGUGGGUGUUGUUUUCUUCCCCUUCUUCGCUUGUCUCUCCACCCCCUUCAGAGGGGUCGGAGGGCUGCUGGGAAUCCUUUACAGUCUCACCUGGAUCAUCGUGACCCUGUGGGACACAUCCAUCUGCCCUGCUGGUAAGGUGCUGGGAGCCUAUGAGAAGGUGAUCACCCAAUGGCCGUCCAUCGUGUCUCUGUUCUUCCUGCUGGGACGUUUCUCCUACAUGCUGCUGAAGGAUGUCCGGGUCCGCAUGCACCUCCAGCCAGAGGACCCAGAGGAGCUCAUUCACCACCACCAGGUCCUGCAUGUGAAGAGACUUCUGGAUAAGAACCCUCCCAGGAAGGAGCAGAGCUGGUUCAGCAGGAGGGUGUACGAGUGGGACCCUCACUUCAGGUUCCCCGGAAGACUCAUCGGAACCUCCAUCAUCUCCCUGAUAGGUCUCUAUACGAUGACGCUGGCAGACUACAGUCUGAGUGACUAUGCGUUCGACCGCAUGGAGGAGUGGAGGCUGACCCUGGAGAGGCUGGCCUCCGCCUGCAACCAGACCCAGCCUCUAGUGGCCUUCACCAGCCAGCUGGAGGAGUUCACUCUGGUGGCCAGGAAGAGCUGGCUGGCGACCACUAUAGUGGCCUGUCUCACGUCUGUGUCCUACACGCUGCACGUCCUGGCCUGCUACAGAAAGCACCUGAAGAGAUUGUGGGCAGGACAGAAGGGCUUUCUUCCGGAGAAGUUCCACAACCCCAGUUCUGCCGUCAGCGUGGUGAGCUGCCAGAGUUUAGAACUCUGAACUUUCCAAAGUGCCCUCCCACGCACACUCCGGAAAGCUGUCUGUUUGUUCUUGAGGACGCUUGUUAGACCGGUUUUGAUGUUAAUGUUAAUGAUGGUCAGCCUGGUCGUCCUGCAGGUGGUGCUGGUGCAGCUGUUCUUCCUGCAGGACAGGAUCUCCCCCUCGGACAAGGAGAAACCCCUGGCUCUCAACAACAG
Osmerus eperlanus (European smelt) is the source of this 1028-nucleotide messenger RNA. RefSeq names its product STRA6-like (gene stra6l). The annotation marks the transcript as partial. The record is from RefSeq and is a predicted model, not a curated record. NCBI's taxonomy places the organism in Eukaryota, Metazoa, Chordata, Actinopteri, Osmeriformes, Osmeridae. The transcript is spliced from 9 exons. Gene Ontology annotation, cellular component: plasma membrane. Gene Ontology annotation, biological process: vitamin A import into cell. Gene Ontology annotation, molecular function: signaling receptor activity; retinol transmembrane transporter activity.